Molecule: messenger RNA, 1278 nt
Organism: Chrysochloris asiatica (Cape golden mole)
Lineage: Eukaryota; Metazoa; Chordata; Mammalia; Afrosoricida; Chrysochloridae
Gene: SLC67A2
Product: major facilitator superfamily domain containing 9
Exons: 6
Coding region: 55-1278 (407 amino acids)
Biological process (GO): transmembrane transport
Molecular function (GO): transmembrane transporter activity
Source: RefSeq, a predicted model, not a curated record
CGUUUCUUGCUCGGGCUCUACUUGGUGGGCUUCUUGGAUUUGUUUGGUGUAAGCAUGGUUGUUCCUUUAUUAAGCCUUCAUGUCAAGUCUCUUGGAGCAAGUCCAACAGUAGCUGGAAUAGUAGGCUCAACCUAUGGCAUUUUGCAACUCUUUUCUAGCACAUUAGUGGGCUGCUGGAGUGAUGUGGUUGGAAGACGCCCUUCUCUGCUGAUGUGCAUUCUCUUCAGUGCACUGGGUUAUCUCAUCCUGGGUGCGUCCACCAGUGUGCUCCUGUUUGCCCUGGCUAGAGUCCCUGUAGGUAUUUUCAAACACACUCUCUCGCUGUCAAGGGCUCUGCUUUCUGAUCUGGUUGCAGAGAAGGAACGGCCACUGGUCAUCGGACAGUUUAACACAGCAUCGGGUGUGGGCUUCAUCCUGGGCCCCAUGGUUGGGGGAUAUCUCACUGAACUCGAUGGUGGAUUUUACAUCACAGCACUCAUCUGUUGUGUUGUCUUCCUUCUGAAUGCCGGUCUCGUUUGGGUAUUUCCGUGGAGUGAAGGAAAAUUCAACACUACCAAGAACCAUACACCCUCAGGAAAGACAGAACAGAAAGCGCAGGAUACAACCACAGCCCUUGGGGGCCCCGCACCUGAGAAGACUCCUGUCCACCCCUGGAACGAAGUCUUGUUGGCAUUGCGGGCCAUUAAGGGCCUAAUAUUUUCUGAAAUGUGGGACAUAUUUGUAGUGCGCUUGCUGAUGGCUGUGGCAGUCAUGCUAUACUAUAGUAAUUUUGUCUUGGCCCUGGAGGAGCGCUUUGGGGUGAAGCCCAAGACUACAGGCUACCUGAUCAGUUACAGCAGCGCCCUGGGGGCCCUGGCCGGCUUCACCUUGGGGCCCCUCAUGAGACUGUACAGGUACAACUCUCACAGGAUCCUCCUGCACUCCAGCCUGCUCACCUCCACACUGCUGCUGCUCUACGCCACGGCCCACACCAUGGGCAUUGUCGUCUUCUCCUCUACCCUACUCUCCUUCUCCACUGCAGUCGGCAGGACCUGCAUCACAGACCUCCAGCUGAGCGCGGGCGGGAAGCAGGCCAGCGGCACACUCAUAGGCCUGGGACAGUCAGUCACCGCGGUGGGCCGCAUCAUCGCCCCUCUCCUCUCUGGGCUUGUCCAAGAGGUUAGCCCUUGUGGCCCACCGAGUCUGGGGGCAGCACUAGCCUUAGUGGCUGUUUUCAUAAUGUCACUAAAGGGACCUCAUGCUGGUGCUGACAGGAGUGGUAAAUUAAAAAGUGAGUAG